UAGUUUUAAAUAUACACAAUCUUUCGAUCUCCAAAAUGGCAACUCGUUUGAGUGAGCGAAAAAAAAUACAAUCACUUCUUAAAGUUACUUUUGGCAGUGCCACUGUGUUUGCUGGUACAUGCAUGUAUCAAGGAAACGAAAAAUUUUAUAAUCAAGUCCUUAUGCCUUUAGUUACAUUAGUUGAUCCUGAGAUUGCUCAUAACUUGGCUGUAACUGCUGCCAAGUGGGGAUUUAUUUCUGAACCGAGAACACCUGAUUCUUCGGCUUUAAAUCAAAAAGUUUUUGGAUUAAAGUUCAGUAACCCGGUAGGAAUGGCUGCUGGUUUUGAUAAGCAAGGAGAAGCUAUCAAAGGUUUAACUAAAAUGGGAUUUGGUUUUGUUGAAAUAGACAAAGCAAUAAUAAAUCGUUACGGAUUCAAUAGUGAAGGCCACGAAGCUGUUUACAAACGUCUACUUGACCUAAGAAGCGAUUCAAGCUUUACCGGAAUAAUCGGAGUAAAUUUAGGCAAAAAUAAAACAUCAACAGAUCCGGUUGCAGAUUACGUCGAAGGAGUCAAAAAAUUCAGUGAUGUCGCUGACUAUCUUGUGAUAAACGUUUCCAGUCCGAACACCGAAGGAUUAAGAGACUUACAAGGCAAAGAACAUUUAGAAAAACUUUUGAGUUCAAUAAACAGCGUACGUCAAAGUAUGAAAUCUUAUCCUCCUUUACUUUUAAAACUGGCACCUGAUCUGACGAAUAAUCAGCGACAAGACGUGGCGGAGAUUAUCCAAAAAUCCAAAUGCAAAGUCGACGGCCUUAUUCUCUCAAAUACGACUAUAAGUCGCCGUGACCUGUCAAGUGAGCAUAAAAAUGAAACUGGAGGCCUUAGCGGAGCACCGCUGACUGAUUUAUCAACUGAUUUAAUUGCUGAUAUGUAUAAACGGACUAAUGGUAAAAUUCCCAUUGUUGGAGUAGGUGGAAUUUUUUCCGGCAAAGACGCUUUUGAUAAAAUCAAAGCCGGUGCUUCUUUGAUACAAAUUUAUACAUCGUAUGCGUACCACGGCCCGCCA
Molecule: messenger RNA, 1049 nt
Organism: Cotesia congregata
Lineage: Eukaryota; Metazoa; Arthropoda; Insecta; Hymenoptera; Braconidae
Source: the annotation of a GenBank genome assembly